Messenger RNA from Monoraphidium neglectum, 963 nucleotides. RefSeq lists its product as uncharacterized. The transcript has 9 exons. NCBI's taxonomy places the organism in Eukaryota, Viridiplantae, Chlorophyta, Chlorophyceae, Sphaeropleales, Selenastraceae. Bases 1 to 963 code for a protein of 320 amino acids. The record is from RefSeq and is a predicted model, not a curated record. Gene Ontology annotation, molecular function: hydrolase activity.
AUGCGGGAGCCCCAGACGCGCGUCACGGCGACUGGCAGAAUCGUUGCGAUUGGGGACCUCCACGGGGACCUAGAGAAGACGCUAGCUUCCCUGCAGCUGGCGCGCGUGCUGGACAUCGACUCGCGCGGCGCGGCGCGCUGGGCGGGGGGCGAUACGGUGGUGGUGCAGCUGGGGGACGUCUUAGACCGCGGCAACACCGAGAUUGGCAUCUUGAAGCUGCUCAUAGAGCUAGACCGCCAGGCGCGGCUGGAGGGCGGCGCAGUGUACAUGCUGAACGGAAAUCAUGAGAGCCUGAACGUCUGCGGGGACUUCCGGUACGUCACCCCUGGGGCGUUCAUCGAAUCGGCAGUGGAGUAUGGCAUCCCCCGGGAGGUGGCGCUCCGCAACUGGGACGGCUGCAUCCAGGCGCGUGCGGCGCUGUUCUUGCCCGGCGGCAGGGUCGCGCGCAUGAUGUCGCGCAACCCCACCAUCCUUAUCGUCAACGACACAGCCUUUGCGCACGGCGGCCUGCUGCCCAACCACGUCGCGUAUGGCAUUGACCGGAUCAACGCUGAGGUGGCGGCCUGGAUGCGGCGCGACCGCGUGGAGGACGGCUUUGCUGGGCCGCCGUUCCCGGCCAUGGGGGACGGCAAGUCUGUCAUGUGGAGCCGCCAGCUCAGCGUGGAGAAGUGGAUCAACCCCAUCGACCGCUUCCAGGCGUCGAAGCAGGUGUCGUUGGCGCUGCAGCUGGUCGGCGCGAAGCGCCUCGUAGUCGGACACACGCCGCAGAUGCGGGGCGCCAACUCUGAGUGCGACGGCAAGGUGUGGCGCAUCGACGUGGGCAUGAGCAGCGGCGUGCUGGACGCGCCCGUGGCGGUCCUCGAGAUCGACCGCGACGCCGGCACCGGCGAGGCGGUGUGCAGGGUACUGACAGAGGGGGAGGGCUUCCUCUCUUAUGAUGAGGCCGCCAUGGCCGCGUUCUGA